Messenger RNA from Eremomyces bilateralis CBS 781.70, 2520 nucleotides. Its product is annotated as IdgA domain-containing protein. Gene Ontology annotation, molecular function: kinase activity; pseudouridylate synthase activity. Bases 86 to 2488 code for a protein of 800 amino acids. The record is from RefSeq and is a predicted model, not a curated record. NCBI's taxonomy places the organism in Eukaryota, Fungi, Ascomycota, Dothideomycetes, Eremomycetales, Eremomycetaceae. The transcript is spliced from 6 exons.
UCUAAAGAAAUCAGCAGAGUCUGGCAAAUAGGUAUAGACGGCCAUACCAUCUGGCCAUUAUUGAUGUAUUAAUGGUUCCGUAAAGAUGUGGUCCCACAGCCGACAUCUCUUCCACAAGAGAUGUCUAGUACAACGUCCCUUGGUGAGACGCUUAACCACCAACAAUGCGUUCUUCCAAAUAUCGGAUGAAGUCCGCAAUGCAGUGAAAUCAGAUCAGCCCGUCGUGGCAUUGGAAUCGACUAUCUACACCCAUGGCUAUCCUUUUCCCGAGAACGUUGCGCUGGCAGAAGAGUUGGAAUCUGUUGUCCGAGACAAUGGCUGCGUCCCUGCUACCAUUGGUAUCGUAGACGGAGUUGCGAAGGUCGGAAUGACCGCUGGAGAUAUCAAUAUCUUAGGUUCGUCAGUCGGUGACCCUCGUACGCUGAAGCUGUCGAGGAGAGACCUGUCGUAUGCAUGCGGAAUGCGUCUCGUGAACAAGUCAUUCCACGGCGGCACCACCAUCGCAAGCACCAUGAUCCUCGCGCACAUGGCAGGCAUCAAAGUCUUCGCCACCGGCGGUCUCGGCGGCGUCCAUCGAGGCGCGGAAAAUUCCAUGGACAUCUCCGCAGACCUCACCGAGCUGGGCCGCACACCCGUCGCGGUGGUCAGCAGCGGUAGCAAGAGCUUCUUGGAUAUCCCGAGGACCCUAGAAUACCUCGAGACCGAGGGUGCUACGGUUGCUACUUUUGCGGACGGGAGGGCCGGGCCGGUGGAGUUCCCUGCGUUUUGGUCGAGGGAUAGCGGCGUCAAGAGCCCGCUUACGAUAUAUUCCGAGACGGAGGCUGCUGCUAUAAUUUAUGCUCAAUCAUGCCUUGGGUUGAAGUCUGGCUUACUCUUCGCGAACCCGAUUCCGGAGACGAGCGCGAUACCAAAGUCGCAAAUGGACCGAAUUAUCGAGAAGGCGAUCGAGGAGGCGAAUGCUGCUCAUGCCUCAGGCAAGGACAACACCCCGUUUAUCUUGUCAAAGAUACGAGAGUUGUCCGGAGGGGCAAGUCUUCCUGCAAACCGCGCUUUGAUUGUGUCCAAUGUAAAACGUGGAAGCAUCGUCGCAAGGGAAUUGGCUCAACUCGAGCGGAGUGGUGGCAUCAGCACCUCGAGCGUUACUCUACCUUCGGCAGCCAUUCCCAAGCUUCCCAGCUCAACUAUUGAGCCUGUGACUCAAACGAGCCGCUCCGACCAUCGAAUAUCCCCUGAACCAAAGCCAGCACCCCCUAGGGACAUACUCGUCGCCGGUGCUCUAGCGAUAGAUUACUCUUGUGACUACGCCCCUUUUAACAUUCCCAAGGACGGUGAAACAGACAUCAGUCCUCACCUUCGAACUUCAAAUCCCGCGCGGAUCUCCCAGUCACUAGGUGGUGUCGCACACAACAUCGCCUACGCUGCCCAUCUCCUAGGAUCCAGUGUUCGGCUCUGCUCUGCAGUAGGCGACGACUUACCUGGUCGAAUGGCGGAAGACCAUCUUAGACGAGAGAAUAUGGAUUGUGCGCUGAAUGUCCAUCCCGGCGCGAGGAGCGCACAGUAUAUGGCGGUGAAUGAUGCUAAUAAAGACUUAUAUGUCGCCAUGGCUGAUAUGGCCAUCCUUGAAACUGGGUCGCAGAGCUACAACGAAGCAUCGAAGGAGUUUAAGGAGAAGUGGCUGCCCAAGUUGGACGCGACAAGACCAAAAUGGUUGAUCCUUGACGGGAACUGGCCGGCUCCAAUGCUCCAUCAUUGGCUCUCAGCGGGCUCAUCGAAAGGAGCGAAGAUCGCCUUCGAACCGGUAUCAGUUGCGAAGGCUGUUCGGCUCAUAACUGCCCUGACGAAACCCCCCGCCAAGUCUGCAUCUCCGUCGAACUCAGAGAGCCCAUUACUCCCGUUCCUCCCAAACCCUAGCCUCCAUUUAAUCACGCCCAACGCCUCCGAACUCCAUGCUCUCCAUUCCGCAGCCACAUCUUCCGGACUGUUCGAGGAUGCGCAAUGGUUCUCAGUACUCGAUUCCUUCAAUCUCCCAUCAGUCGGAUCCCAAGCUCGGCUAGGACGAGCUCUUGGACAAGCAGCAGAAGGCCUGAUCUCGGAAGGAAUCCCGCAGAUGAGCAUCCAAAUGUUGCCGGUGUGUGAGACCAUAUUGACCACCCUUGGUCCCCGUGGAGUGUUACUGGCGACGACAAUACCGGAAGGGGACCGACGACUGGAUGACGAAGGGUUCGCGAAAUAUAUCGUUGGACGGGUGCAGAAUGGCCACGGUACCGGUGUAGGUGGGGUGUAUAUGAGACACUUUGCCCCAUCUGAAGUCCUAGGACCUGAGGAUCAGGUCAGUGUUAACGCUGCAGGAGAUACUUUUACUGGCGCAGUUGUUGCAGGGCUGGUGGGUGGAAAGUCCAUUGAAGAUGCUAUAUACCUUGGAUCACAAGCCGCGGCGCUGACUUUGAGGCAUGUGGGAGGAGUUGGAGAUUUAAAAACGCUUCGUUAGGCGAUAUAUCCUUGAAUGCAAACCGCGCUAUA